This is a messenger RNA of Pediculus humanus corporis (human body louse), 2127 nucleotides long. Its product is annotated as basic juvenile hormone sensitive hemolymph protein two, putative. The record is from RefSeq and is a predicted model, not a curated record. Bases 1 to 2127 code for a protein of 708 amino acids. The transcript has 4 exons. Lineage: Eukaryota; Metazoa; Arthropoda; Insecta; Psocodea; Pediculidae.
AUGAAAAUUAAAAUAUUAUUAUUAUUUUUUAUUUCUGUCGUUUUGUUUGUCGAUAAUGUUGCGACAGAAUCCGAUCAUUUGAAAUUGAAAACAAAAGUCGCGGAUAAGGAUUUUCUCGAGAAGCAACGAUUCGUAUUGAAAAUUUUAUGGGGUGUCACACAUGAACAUUCGUGUCCGAGACUUUUAGAAAUCGAAAAUUCUUUUAACCUCGAAGAAAGUUUAAAUAAUUACACGAAUGUCGAAGCGGUUAAAAAGUUUAUGAAAGUUUACAAACAUGGAAUACUACCGAAAGGAAAGGCUUUUUCCGUUUUCAAUAGGAAACAUUUAGAAGAAUCGUUGAAUUUAUUUAAUUUGUUUUAUUACGCAUCGGAUUUUGAAACGUUUAAAAAUUCUGUCGUAUGGGCGAGAUUUCAUUUUAAUCCUGGACAAUUUGUUUAUGCUUUGUCUCUCGCUGUUGCACAUCGUGAAGAUUUUAAAGGAGUCGUACUUCCGCCUCCCUAUGAAGUUACCCCUCAUUUAUUCGUCAAAAGCGAUGUUCUUCAAAAAGCAUUCGAAUUAAAAUUUUUAACAAAUAAAAACGACAGCGAUCCGAUAGUGUUAACCGUUAACAACACAAAACUUUAUCCUUGUUAUCAAUACGAUGAUGAAAAUGAAUCACACAAUUGUUACUUUGAUAAGGAUUACGAUCGAUCCGAAGAACGUCUUUCGUAUUUUACCGAAGAUGUCGGUCUCAACAGUUUCAACUACUUCCAUCACGUUUUCAAUCCAUUUUUUCUCGAUGCUUCUUACGGGUAUAAACUCGAAGGACGCGGUGAACUUUUCUUUUACUACCACCAACAAGUUUUAGCACGUUACAUUUUGGAAAGAUUGUCAAACGAUUUGCAAAAAUUCGAACCGCUCACAUUUGGAAAACCCGUUAAACACGGUUACGAUCCUAAUCUUCGUUAUCCCAACGGAAAAGCUUUUCCGGUACGUCCAGAUGACGUAACAGUUUUAGAACACGAAAGUUUCGAAUAUCAAUUGCUUGACGAUUAUGCCAACAGAGUUUUGGAUGCUGUUGAUUUUGGAUCUUUAUUUACUCCUGAUUUGAAACAAGUUUUACUAACCGAUUCCGAAGGUUUAGAUCAUCUUGGUCACGUGGUCGAAGGAACUGCAAAAUCCGUUCAUCCGAGAUAUUAUGGAAAACUUUUCUAUUACGGAAUGAGAGCUUUUGGUAACAUUGCUGACGUACAUAAAACUCAUUCUUCUCCUCCGGGAGUUUUAGAACAUUAUCAAACCGCAUUUAGAGAUCCGAUGUACUAUCGAUUAAUUGCUUUCCUCACGAAUUUGUACCAUCGUUUUAAAAGUCAUUUCGACGAGUACACUCACGAAGAACUCGAGUUUCCAGGAGUUAAAGUAUCGAACGUCGAAGUUAAUAAUUUGUUGACGUUUUUCGAAGAAUUCGAAUUUGACGUGACUACUCUCGCGAGUAAACAACAUGAAAAAGAACCGUUUGUGAGAGUACGACAAUACCGACUCAAUCACAAACCUUUCAACUACAAGGUACACGUCACAUCGGACAAAGAUUCCACGGCAAUGUUUAGAGUUUUCCUCGGUCCAAAAUACGAUUCGGAAGGUCUUAAACUACCAUUAAACGAAAGAAGGAAAAGUAUGGUUGAAAUCGAUCGAUUUCCUUAUUCAGUAAAAACUGGAGAAAACGAAGUCGUGAGAAAUUCUCAAGAAUUUUUCGGUACGUCUCCCGAUCAUAAAUCUUACUUAGAUUUAUACAAUUCCGUUAAAAGUGCUCUGAAAGAAGGAACCGAAUUCCAUUACGACGAAGUUAACCGUCAAUGCGGAUUUCCAAAUCGUUUCGUAUUACCAAAAGGUACCCGCGACGGUUUACCACUUUCCCUAUUCGUCGUAGUGAGUCCUUUGGAAGGUGACGUCACUGCCGAAUCAUUCGAUAAAAAAUAUCACAGCACAGUCGGUUGCGGAGUCGGACUCGGUCUCGUACAUCAAGAUGGCCGCGCUAUGGGAUUUCCAUUCGAUCGUAGAAUGGAUGAAACUCAUCUUCACGUACCUAACGUUUACGAAAAAGAUGUCGUCGUUUAUCACAAGAGAGCCAAUGAAGUUACCGAUUCACCUUAA